Messenger RNA from Aphidius gifuensis, 2526 nucleotides. RefSeq names its product organic cation transporter protein-like. Gene Ontology annotation, molecular function: transmembrane transporter activity. NCBI's taxonomy places the organism in Eukaryota, Metazoa, Arthropoda, Insecta, Hymenoptera, Braconidae. Gene Ontology annotation, biological process: transmembrane transport. The transcript is spliced from 16 exons. The coding region runs from base 1 to 2511 and encodes 836 amino acids. Gene Ontology annotation, cellular component: membrane. The record is from RefSeq and is a predicted model, not a curated record.
AUGACUGUUGAUGAUGUUAUUUUACGUAUUGGAGAAUUUGGAAGAUAUCAAAGAAAAAUAUAUAUUUUACUUUGUAUUCCAAUAAUAUUUUGUGCGAUGAACAAAAUUUCUGGAUCAUUUCUUAAUUUUAGACCUGAAUUUAGAUGUUAUAAUCGAAAUGUAUCUUUAUCGAAUGAAACUUGUGGUAGCUGUGAUAAAUUUAUUUAUGAUACUGAUAUUGUCAACGUGUCAACAACUACUGAGUGGAAUUUAGUUUGUGAAAGAGAAUGGAUGAGAUCAACAUCAGAGUCUCUUCUUAUGACAGGAGUCAUGGUUGGAAGUAUUUGUCUUGGAAGUUUGUCUGAUCAUAUGGGUCGUCGUCCAGUAUUUUUUUUCUCUUUGAUUGUACAACUUGUUGCUGGAAUGGCAAUUGCAUUUUCACCAAAUUAUAUUACCUACGUUAUAUUGAGAUUAAUUGUAGGCAUUUCAGUAGGUGGUGUUUAUACAAUUGCGUUUGUCAUAUCAUUGGAAAUGGUUGGUCCAUCAAAACGUCGCAUAACUGGUAUUUGUUGUCAGCUUUUUUGGACAACUGGAUAUGUACUUGUUGGUGUAUUAGCAUAUUUUUUUCGUAAUUGGAGAAAUCUUCAACUUGCCAUGACUGUUCCAUCAAUAUUCUCCCUCAUUUACUGGUGGUUGAUGCCUGAGUCAACUCGUUGGCUACUUACCAAGGGUAAAAUUGAAAAAGCUAAAGAAAUACUUCAAGCAGCAGCUAAAGAAAAUAAAAAAAUAAUAUCAAGUGAUACACUUGAUCAACUUCUUGCUAAGAAUCAAGUUGAGACUGCUGAUGAAUCUUCAAUGAUUACUUUAAUUCUAAAAUAUCCAAAUUUAAGGAAAAAAACAAUUAUCAUCUGUGUCAAUUGGAUUUUAAUAAGCUAUUCUACUGUUAUUGUUGUGAUUUACAUGAUUGGCAAAAUGAGUAUAACAACAGCAUUUGGUACUUUUUAUUUAUUCACUGCUGAACAAUUUCCAACGGUUGUUAGAAAUGUUGGUGUUGGUGCUGCAUCAAUGUCCAUUGGCAUUGGUGGAAUAAUUGCCACACGUGCUGAACAACUUCUUGAUGAUGUUUUUUUACUAAUUGGAGAAUUUGGAAAAUAUCAAUAUCGAAAUUGUAUUUUAUUUUGUAUUCCAAUAAUUUUCAGUGCGAUGCAUAAAAUUUGUGGUUCAUUUCUCAAUUUCAAACCAGAAUAUCAAUGUUAUAACGCGGAAAUAAUUUUAUCAAAUAAUACAUGUGAUAAUUGUGAUGAAUUUAUUUAUAAUACAGAUAUUGUUAGUGUAUCAACAACUACUGAGUGGAAUUUGAUUUGUGAUAAAGAUUGGAUGCGAUCAACAUCAGAUACUAUAUUUAUGAGUGGAUCAUUUUUAGGCUCUUUGGUUCUUGGUAGCUUGUCUGAUAAAUAUGGUCGUCGACCAAUUUUUCUUUUAUCACAAUCACUUCAAUUUGUUGGAGGUGUAUUUGUUGCAUUUUCACCCAAUUAUCUGACAUUUGUUAUUUCAAGAUUUAUCGUAGGAAUUUCGGUUGGAGGUCUUUUUUCGAUUCUCUAUGUAAUGUCUGCAGAAAUAGUUGGACCAUCAAAACGUCGAAUAACAGGAAAUCUUUGUCAGCUUUUUUGGUCAAUUGGAUAUGUACUUGUUGGAGUAUUGGCAUAUUUUUUUCGCAACUGGAGAAAUCUUCAGCUUGCUAUGACCCUACCAUCAAUUUUAUUAAUUUUUUACUGGUGGUUUUUGCCAGAAUCAGCUCGUUGGUUAAUUGCCAAAGGAAAAAUUGAAAAAGCCAAAGAUAUACUUGAAUCAGCAGCUAAAGAAAAUAAAAAAAUAAUAACACGUUUUACACUUGAUGAAUUACUAACUAAAAAUAAAUUUGAAAUUGUUGAUGAAACUUCAAUUUUAACUUUAAUUAUUAAGUAUCCAAAUCUUAGAAAAAAAACAUUUAUUUUAUGUUUUAAUUCGGCUUUGAUAAGUUGUAUAUAUUAUAGUUUAUCUUGGGGAGCUACAAAUCUUAAUGGCAAUCAUUUUAUCAAUCAUAUUGUUUCUGGUCUUGUUGAAGUACCAGUUUACAUUAUUCUUAUUUUUACUGUUGAUUUAUUUUGUAGAAAAAAAAUUCUCUGUGGUUCUAUGAUUUUAACUGGAAUUUCUCUGAUAGCUACAGGAAUAUUUGUCAAUUAUUCUAAUGUUCUUAUUGGAUUUUAUAUGAUUGGAAAAAUGGGUAUAACAGCAGCAUUUUCAACAAUAUAUUUAUUUGCAGCUGAACAAUUUCCAACAGUUAUUAGAAAUGCUGGUAUUGGUGCUGUUGUUAUGUCUGUUAGUAUUGGAGGAAUAAUUGCGACUCAUGCUGAACAAUUGGGAUCAAUAUCAAAUAGACUGCCUUUUUUUGCGAUGGCUUUCGGAGCAUUUAUUGUUUCAAUAUUAUUUAUAUUUUUAUCAGAUACAAGAAACAAAAGUUUACCCGAAACAAUGAAAGAUAAUGAAAAAUAAUAAAAUUAUAAAUAC